AGGGCGGGCUCUCGCAAACUCGCUCCUUCCUCCAUUGCGCUUUUGCCACUUCGCUGGAUCCCCAGGGACUCUGCGUAUCCUGGGGCCCCGCCGAGCUCGGAUAUCGGACAUCCCUAGGAAGGACGGCGGGUCACUGGAGCCCCUCCAAAACGAUGAGUGUGCGGCUAGUACUGGCCGGACCCGGUGCUAUGAGGUCCACAGAAAGGAUGUCAGGUCUCCCCAGAAGACGGAAAAUGACUUCAGUGGCCUUUGAGGAUGUGGCUGUGAACUUCACCCAGGAAGAGUGGGCUUUGCUGGAACUUUCCCAGAAGAAUCUCUACAGAGAUGUGAUGCGGGAAGUCCUUAGAAACCUGGCUUCUAUAGGAGACACAUGGGAGGACCAGAACAUGGAAUAUCAGAACACAAAUACGAAGAGAGAUGUAAGGCCCAUCAUAUCUUACUCUGCAAACAAACCAUAUGAGAAGGAGGAGUGUGGCGGAAAGGUAUAUGAAUGUAAAGAGAAGAGAAAAUCCUCCAUUUCUCUCACAAGUGUUCAAUGCCAGGUGUCAGAGCACACUGUAAAUGGACCUAGUGGAGGUCUGACAUGUGGAAGAGAGUUCAGUUGUUCCAGGUGUUUUCAAAAAUAUCAACCAUCUCAUACUGGAGAGCAGCCACCUGGAUAUAAGCAAUGUGGAGGCGCCAUUACUAUUUCAAAUAAACUUCAAAGGCAUGAACAAACUCCUCCUGGAGAGACGACUUACAGAUGUAAACAGUGUGGGAAAACCUUCACUCAUUCAUAUUCUCUUCAAAAACACAAACGAACUCAUACAAGUAAGAAGCGCCAUGAAUGUAAAGAAUGUGGUAAAGCCUUCAUUAAAUUCUCCUACCUUCGAAUACAUAAACGAACUCAUACUGGAGAGAAGCCCUAUGAAUGUAAACAGUGUGGUAAAGCCUUUUCUUCAUCCAGUAAACUUCGUAAGCAUGAAAGAAUUCACACUGGGGAAAAGUGCUAUGAAUGUAAAGAAUGUGGUAAAGUCUGCACAUGUUACUCUGAACUUCAAAUACAUGAACGAACUCACACAGGAGAAAAGCCCUAUGAAUGUAAGCAGUGUGGCAAGGCUUAUGCUCGGAUUUCUCACCUUCACUCACAUGAGAAAACUCAUACUGGAGAGAAGCCCUAUGAAUGUAAACAGUGUGGGAAAGCCUUUGCUACAUCUGGUAACCUUCAAAUACAUGGAAGAACUCAUACUGGAGAGAAGCCUUAUGAAUGUAAACAAUGUGGGAAAGCCUUUAUUUCUUCCACUGGCCUUCAAAUACAUGAACGAAUUCAUACAGGAGAGAAGCCCUAUGAAUGUAAGCAGUGUGGCAAAGCCUUCAUUCGAUCCUCUGCCCUUCGCUCACAUGAAAGAACUCAUACUGGAGAGAAGCCCCAUGAAUGUCAACAAUGUGGUAAAGCCUUCACUCGGUUAUCUUAUCUUCAUGCACAUGAACGAACUCAUACUGGAGAAAAGCCCUAUGAAUGUAAGCAGUGUGGCAAAACCUUCACUCAUUUCUCUACCUUUUACUCACAUGAAAGAGCUCAUAAUGGAGAGAAGCCCUAUGAAUGUGAGCAGUGUGGCAAAGCCUUCAUUCAUUCCUCUAGCCUUCAUUCACAUGAACGAACUCAUACGAAGCCCUAUGAAUGUCAACAAUGUGGUAAAGCCUUCACUCGGUUAUCUUACCUUCACUCACAUGAACGAAUUCAUACUGGAGAGAAGCCCUAUGAAUGUAAGCAAUGUGGCAAAGCCUUCAGACAUUCCUCUAGCUUUCGCUUACAUGAAAGAGCUCAUAAUGGAGAGAAGGCUUAUGAAUGUAAGCAGUGUGGCAAAGGCUUCAUUUAUUCCUCUAGCCUUCACUCACAUGAAAGAAUUCAUAAUGGAGAGAAGCCCUAUGAAUGUAAGCAGUGUGGCAAAGCCUUCAAUUAUUCCUCUAGCCUUCGCUCACAUGAACGAAUUCAUACUGGAGAGAGGCCCUAUGAAUGUCAACAGUGUGGUAAAGCCUUUACUCGGUCAUCUUACCUUCACUCACAUGAACGAACUCAUGCUGGAGAGAAGCCCUAUGUGAAACAAUGUGGUAAAGUCUUCACUUGUUCCUCUGAACUUCAGGUUCAUGAAGAAACUCAUAUUGCAGAGAAGCCAUAUGAAUGUAAACAGUGUGGCAAAGCCCUCACUCAGGCCUCUAGCCUUCACUCACAUGAACUAACUCAUACUGGAGAGAAGCCCUAUGAAUGUCAACAAUGUGGCAAAGCCUUCACUCAUUUCUCUACUCUUUGCUCACAUGAACAAACUCAUAAUGAAGAGAAGCCCUGUAAAUGCAAAGAAUGUGGAAAAGCCUUCACUGUAUUAGCUUACCUUCGAAAACAUAAAACAAAUUCAUACUAGGGAGAAGCCCUAUGAAUGUAAGCAAUGUGACAAAGCCUUCAAUCAGUCCUCUAGUCUUCACUCACAUGAAAGAACUUAUACUGGGGAGAAGCCCUAUGAAUGCAAAAAAUGUGGAAAAGCCUUCACUCCCUUCUCUUACCUUCAAACACAUAAUCAAACUAAUACUGAGUAGAACCUUGUGGAUGUACAAAAUGUUUUAAAGCCUUCACUAGUUUGUUUAACCUUUGAAUACACACAUAAAUUCAUACUGGAGAGAUGCCCUAUGGAUGCAAAGAAUGUGGGAAAACCUUCACUGUAUUCUCUUUCUUGCAAAUAUAUAAAGGAAUUCAUACUGGAAAGAAGCCCUAUAAGUGUAAGCAGUGUGGCAAAUUCUUCACACAGUCCUCUAGCCUUUACUCACAUGAACAAACCCAUAUGGGAGGGAAGCCCUACGACUAAGCAGUGAGUCAAAGCCAUCACUCAGUCCAUUCUAUUUCAUACACAUGAAGGAAUUCAUGGUAGAGAGAAGCCCUAUAAAUGUAAACAAUGUUGAAAAGUCUUCACUACUUUGUCUAGCCUUAAAAGGCUUAAUCAAAAUCAUUCUGGAGAAAAUUAUUAGUGUGAACACUGUGGGAAAGCUUUUCCUUGAUUACUUUUGCUCACAUGAACAAAAUCAUAUAGGAAAGAAGCCUUAUGAAUGUAAACAAUGUGGAAAGCCUUUGCUUCAACUGGUGAACUUCACUCCCAAGAAAAUACUCAUACUGGAAAGAAUGUUACCUGGGUGCUAUGAGGUCCACAGGAAGGAAUUCUGGACUCUCCAGAAGGCAGAAAAUGGUACUCCAUGCACUUCUCAAACCCAAUCAUAUGGUGGCAGUAGAAGACCACCAGCACCAUCCAAUUCAGAGCCAUUCCUCUGGUGACCCAUCCAUAGACUAGGCCAAGUAUCCAGGAAGGAGUUCCACCAGUUGCUGGCAUGUGAAGCCAGUGCUUCAUUCCAGAUCUGUGAGUGCAAUAAACUAAACAUUAAUCGAUCACGUAA
Ictidomys tridecemlineatus (thirteen-lined ground squirrel) is the source of this 3417-nucleotide messenger RNA. Lineage: Eukaryota; Metazoa; Chordata; Mammalia; Rodentia; Sciuridae. The record is from RefSeq and is a predicted model, not a curated record.